Messenger RNA from Pseudogymnoascus destructans, 813 nucleotides. It is a transcript of the gene NIT2, whose product is annotated as Carbon-nitrogen hydrolase. Lineage: Eukaryota; Fungi; Ascomycota; Leotiomycetes; Thelebolales; Thelebolaceae. The record is from RefSeq and is a predicted model, not a curated record. The transcript is spliced from 5 exons. Gene Ontology annotation, molecular function: hydrolase activity, acting on carbon-nitrogen (but not peptide) bonds, in linear amides. The coding region runs from base 1 to 813 and encodes 270 amino acids.
AUGGCAAUUGUCGCGGUGGGACAGCUCUGUUCCAAAGUCUCCAUGGCUCACAACCUUCGACUGGUGAAAGACCUUGUUGACCAGGCUUCGGCCGCAGGAGCAAAGGCUUUGUUUCUUCCCGAGGCGACUGAUUAUAUCGCUUCCUCUACCGAGGAGUCCCUUGCGUUGGCAAGGUCCGUCGAUGAUAGCAUAUUCGUCCAAGGCGUACAAGCUGCCAGUAUGGAAGCAGAUAUUGCCAUCAAUGUUGGUAUUCAUGAGCUAGGUGACUCAGGGAAGAAAGUGAAGAAUACGUCUAUCUGGAUAGAGCAGGGGCAGAUUAUGCAACGAUACCAAAAAAUCCACUUGUUCGACGUCGAUAUUGCAGGAGGUCCCGUCCUAAAGGAGAGUAAUAGCGUCGAGAAAGGCAUGAGUAUUCUUCCUCCGUUUGAAACCGCCGUCGGCCGAGUUGGUUUGACAAUAUGCUUUGAUCUGAGGUUCCCUGAAAUCGGAAUAGCGCUUCACCGUCAAAACGCACAUAUUAUCACUUACCCUUCUGCAUUUACAGUGCCCACAGGAAAGGCACACUGGGGGAUACUCCUCCGGGCAAGAGCAAUAGAGACACAAUCCUAUGUAAUUGCUGCGGCGCAGGUGGGGCAGCACAAUGAGAAACGCACGAGCUAUGGGCAUUCAAUGAUUGUCGACCCUUGGGGCAAAAUCGUGGCAGAACUCACUGGAGAUGGCGAUAAGCCGGAAAUAGCUAUUGCAGAUAUCGAUUUAGACCUUGUUAGCAAGGUCAGAAGAGAGGUGCCUCUUCUCAGAAGGACGAGCGGGUAG